Branchiostoma belcheri (Belcher's lancelet) is the source of this 1309-nucleotide messenger RNA. RefSeq lists its product as uncharacterized. NCBI's taxonomy places the organism in Eukaryota, Metazoa, Chordata, Leptocardii, Amphioxiformes, Branchiostomatidae. Gene Ontology annotation, cellular component: mitochondrion. Gene Ontology annotation, biological process: intrinsic apoptotic signaling pathway in response to oxidative stress; neuron apoptotic process. The coding region runs from base 60 to 791 and encodes 243 amino acids. The record is from RefSeq and is a predicted model, not a curated record. The transcript has 6 exons.
GUGUAAAGGUCAUUGACCUGAGGAAGUGGCCCAGCUGCAACUUGGAUGCUCAAGUCUCUAUGAUGUUGUCAUUUUGUCGUCUCUGCUUCAGGCGACAGCAGAGCUUCACACAACUGAAGAAUGUAAUCUGCACUUCCACGAGAAGUGUGUUUAGAGGAAGCAGAGGUUCUGGUAUCUGUGCUGCUGUAGGAGUUUGGACAGGAUGUAUGUUGUCAACCUUGCAGCUUGCAAGAGUCAGAGCUGCUGAACCAGUGUAUCCAGCAAAGCUACAACCCCCGGACCCCAGCACCCUGACACACCAGUACCUGAUGAAGUCAGCUGCUGCCAUGACGGUGGAUUCAGCCAUCACUCUACUGUCUCAGACUACCAUGGCUAUAAUCCACCUGGAACAGGAGUACGCCAAGAUCGUUUCCACGCUAACUUCACUGCUGGAGUAUGAGACGUUGGUCCUGGGGAACCCUGCGGAGGAGGAGAGAGUGGCCCAGCUCAUCAUACAGCAGAGGGUGGAGCUGGAGGACAAGAGGAGAGAACUACAGAACAUUGAGGUGGCACUUGUGGCUGUACAGCGCCUGAUAGAGUCAGCAGCUGAAGCAGCUUAUCAAACAGGUGCAGAAGCAGCAACAGUGGCUGCCCAGGAGAGACUACAGCUGGCACAGAACCAGAUAGAACUGGUGAGGACAGAGUCCAGACAAGCAGACCAGAAACUGAACCAACUACAGACUCAAACUAUCCACAAAGUGGGGGAGAUGAUCAAAGAAGCAGAAGAAAGUAGUACUGAAACACAAUCCUGACCAACUACUGUUCAUCCUUUGAAUUUUAUAAAUUUGAUCUCAGUAGGUUAUGAUGUAGGAGAUUUUAUGCAUCUAUCCUAUCAAUUUACCUGGUCAUACCGGCUAGAUACAGUAUUUGGAAAAGAAGCCUGACAACUUCCGUACCUUUUUUUGUUUUGACCCCUCUAUAUUCGGUGAUAAUAUAUAACGUUAGUAACAUUGUGGUAUGUAUGAACAGCAAAUAACAUCUGUCAACAACUUCAGCUUACAUUUGAAUGAUUUUACUAUUUCAAUAUUUCAAAUAGCAUUGGAGUGAUCUAGAUUUUAAAUUUAAAUGUUUCAAAACUGAACCAAAUGAUAGAAUUUCUGCCAAAGGAUAACGUUAUGUUAAAACUUUCACACAACUUUGAGUUAAUUCUAAUAACGUUACAAAAGACCAUCAAUUGAAAUGAAUGAUGCUAAUUACAACCUAGCUUAUUUUAUCAUGGUCAAUGAGACAAAAUAAAACAACAUAAUUUACAACAGCUCUGAAUAUUUCA